Messenger RNA from Vigna umbellata (rice bean), 381 nucleotides. RefSeq lists its product as uncharacterized. Lineage: Eukaryota; Viridiplantae; Streptophyta; Magnoliopsida; Fabales; Fabaceae. The record is from RefSeq and is a predicted model, not a curated record.
AUGGUGUUUACACCAGCAGCCGAGUUGGUUAGAACAUCUAUGAUAGGUGCUAGAUGUCAAGUUGUGGUUGAGGGAUGUCAGUUUAGAGUCAACCUGAUUUGCUUACCUCUACAAGGGUUAGAGGUGAUUUUAGGGAUGAACUCACUAUCUGCCGAUCGCAUUCUUAUAGAUUGUGGUGAGAAGAAGCUUUUGUUUCCUGAGGUUGAGGAUAUAUCAUUGUUGUCUUCGAGUCAGGUACGACAAGAGUUGUCAGAGGGGUCAGUUUGUUUUCUAGUGUUGACUCAUAUGGAAGUGGAUCAGAGUGCUCGAGUCUUCGAUCACUCCGUGGUGGGUGAUUUUCUUGAUGUGUUUCCUGAGAAAGUGUCGGGGUUGCCUCCUUAG